CACAAGUUUUAGAUCGGCUUGAUUUUUGGUGUUGCUACUGUCUUAUAUAUUGUUAUUGAAUUUGGCAAUUAAGUUAAGGCAUGAAUAACUGGUGUAAUUAGGAUUAAUUUGACCAUAAUUUCCUCCUUGUAUGAAAUGGUCAAUGAUAAUGACACAGGUUGAACUAAUCAAUCAUUUUGGUUAUGUUUUGCGUUACGUUUCUAUGCAGCUUUUUUGCAAUACUCCAAAAUUAUUGAAAGUCAAGUGCUUUUGAGUUAAGGAACUCUGAUGAUUGGAUAGUUUUGAAGGAUGCAAUCUGGCAUCAGUCAACUCCAUGCAGCACUUUGACUAUUCUCAUUUUCAUUUUAAUAACCAUGAAAAGGUCCAAUGAACUUAGAAAUUUCAAUCUAUUUAUGUAAGAGAUUUCUCCAUUUCAUGCUUGCUCAAGUUUUUUUUUAGGACCCAAUCUCCACCAUGAAAAUAUCUCUCCACGCCAUUUUUCUGAUUCUAUUUCCAAUCUGUUGUAGCCAAGUUCUUCCAGUAGAUGGAAUUAGCAUAAUCAAGCCAGGUGAUCAGUUGAACUCUACUUCAACCCUUGUUUCAGAAGGUGGCAAUUUUACUUUGGGAUUUUUCACAAUCCCGGAAACAAAUUUUAGCUACCUGGGAAUAUGGUAUACAGCUGAUUAUCAACGUAGAAAAGGUUGGGUUGCCAAUCCAAACUCUCCAAUAAAUAUGAACAGUAGUGGAGCUGAAGCGCAAUUAACAAUGGACAGCACAGGAAGUCUCGGCAUUUUCAGUGGAGGGAAUCCUGUUCUGAAUGUUGCUGAUCAAGUAGUGACUAACAAUAAUACGAUUGCUGUUUUACUCGAUUCGGGAAAUUUUGUUCUUAUGGAUUCAGGAUCAGGGAACAGGACUUUAUGGCAGAGUUUUGAUCAUCCUACUGAUUCACUUCUUCCUGGUAUGAAACUUGGCUUCAAUCUCACAACAGGACAAAACUGGACCCUGAGUUCUCCGUUGAGUUCUUACAUACUUGGGUCAGGGGCGUUUACGAUGAGCUUGGAGAGGACUCAGGAUUCAGGGCAGAUUGUUAUUCGUAGGCGGGGUGAGGUUUAUUGGACUAGCGGUCCUUGGAACAAUCAAGGUUUCCCAUUCUUUUCGAAGCUAAAUGCCUCUUUCCUUCUGUUUGCUCACAAACUUAAUUUCGCAUCUGCGGAUGAUGGGAUGUACUUCAGUUUCGAAACUAUUGGUACUGCCAUAUCAAUGUUAACUUUAAAUCCAGACGGGACAAUUUUGGAUGAUGCAAAUAGUUUUUUUGUUAAUUCAUAUGAUCAGUUUUGUUAUGGGUAUGAAAAAGAUAAUGGCUGUGCGACUUCAAAGCUUCCUACUUGUCGAAGUAACAAGGACACGUUUAAGGUAAAGAGUGGGGGCUUUAUUGGAGGUGACAUUAACUAUGAUCCCAAUUCAAACAUUAGUCUUAGUGAUUGUAUGGAAAGGUGUUGGAAUGAUUGCAACUGCAGAGGAUUUAAUACUGGCGGAAAUAAUGAUACUGGUUGUAUAACGUGGACGAAUAAUAAGCUGUUUCAAGUAGAUGAAUCUGGCCGAGCAGUGCAAGCAUAUGUGUUGGUUGCUGUGAAAUCAUCCGAAGAAGAAGAGAAGCGAUUAAGGGAUCAGUACAUACAUCAGUUGACAGCGUCAGAGAGUUUCAAAAACGUUGAUGAAAUGGAAAAAACUGAAAGAGAAGGUGACUUAAACUUCUUUAAUUUUGGAUCCAUUAUGGCUGCUACAAAGGGCUUCUCAGCACAAAACAAACUUGGAGAAGGAGGAUUUGGACCAGUCUUCAAGGGAAAAUUACUCGAUGGUCGUGAUAUAGCUGUUAAAAGACUUUCAAAGACAUCUGGACAAGGUUUAGUGGAGUUCAAAAAUGAACUAAUACUCAUUUCCAAGCUCCAGCACACAAAUCUUGUACGAGUGUUAGGAUGCUGCAUUCAUGAAGAAGAAAAAAUGCUGAUUUAUGAAUACAUGCCCAACAAGAGCCUGGAUUUCUUCCUUUUUGCUGAAGAUAAAAAGGAGCAACUUGAUUGGGAAAAGCGAUUUAGUAUCAUUGAAGGUAUUGCUCAAGGACUGCUAUACCUUCAUAAAUAUUCCAGAAUGCGAGUAAUACAUAGAGAUUUGAAGGCCAGUAAUGUUUUAUUGGAUGAAAAUAUGAACCCCAAGAUUGCUGAUUUUGGGAUGGCAAAAAUCUUCAAACAAAAUGAGACAGAGGCAAUGACGAACAGGGUUGUAGGAACAUAUGGUUACAUGGCACCUGAAUACGCAAUGGAAGGAGCAUUUUCGAUAAAGUCUGAUGUUUUCAGUUUUGGUGUGUUAAUCCUUGAAAUAGUCAGUGGUAGAAGAAAUUCCAACUUCCACCUGUUUGAUGAGGAACGUCCUCUCAACCUAAUAGGAUAUGCAUGGGAGCUGUGGAAAGAAGGGGUAGCCUUAGAACUGAAAGAUCCUGCAAUUGGUGAUUUGAGUGACAUAAAGCAGCUAUUAAGAUCCAUUCAUGUCGGCCUUUUGUGUGUGCAAGAAAGUGCAACAGAUAGGCCAACCAUGUCUGAAGUUGUUUCAAUGCUUAACAAUGAAAGCAUGAGCUUGGCAGCUCCCAAGAAACCGGCAUAUUUCACCGGCAGAAGGGACCUCAAUCUUAAUUCAACAUCUUGUUCAAGCACGAUAAAACAAGCCAUUUUCCGCAGCCAAAGUGGCAAUGUCAUUUUCCAAGGUUAUGCUAGAAAUAGGGGGCUAGAAUUUUUACAUCAACUUGUCCCUUGGAAUACGAUUAGUUUGCAGAAGUCACUACAUCUGGUAGCUCAAGUUAGCAAUUCAUCAAAGGACGAUUUUAAUCAAGAUGUGCGUUUUACAGUUUCAUUUCCUUGGAGAGGUUAUGUUGGUUGA
Molecule: messenger RNA, 2910 nt
Organism: Oldenlandia corymbosa var. corymbosa
Lineage: Eukaryota; Viridiplantae; Streptophyta; Magnoliopsida; Gentianales; Rubiaceae
Source: the annotation of a GenBank genome assembly